AUGGAUUUCGUGGAAUUUGACACGUUCAAUACUGAUGAUAAAGAUGUCAAUCUACCUCAGCCACAACCUGCAUUGUCACUACCGAUAGCGUCAAAUUUGGAAAACUUUAGCAAAAAGUUUUCCGGAUUCAGUUUAUCAAGAAAUUUCACAUCGACCACAAAUGAUUCCACUGCAGCUACCACAACUAACCCCCAGUCACAGGGGAAUGAUGUCAUGGAUAAAUAUGCCAAGCUAUCUUUGUCGAUUUUGCAAAAAGAAGAAUUACUUUCAAAGUCUGACACUACAAAUCAAAACGUAACUGAUUCGCUAAGCACACGUUUAUCGAGAGUCUUGAAUGGUUCAAUCAGUGACACCAAAAUGAGAGAAAUAUUCUCAAGUCUUGAAGAUAAGUUGGAUCACGAUGUUCAGUAUUAUCAGGAACUAGUUGAGCCGGGGUUCAUGGGCACUGUAUCAAGAAAGAAAUUAAAGAGUCGUAUCGAGCAUGAAUUGAUCAAGAAUCAGGCAACUGUAUUGAAGGAGUAUCAACCAAUCGUGAAACAGUUGAAACAUGUCGAAGCAAAGUUGAAAAAAUUGAAUGACUUGAACAAACAAACGAAUGAUCGUUUACAAAAGAACUUUGAAUUCCUGCAUGAGUUUAACACAACUGUCAAUAAAUUAUAUGAAGAAAAACAGUUGAUUGGAAUCAAAAAGGAACUUUUGAGUGCAUUUAAAAACAAAUUCACGUUGAGUGAAUAUGAAGAGUAUAUGCUUGUUCAAGGAGAUUUGAAUGAUGACUUUUUUGUUGCAUUGAGAAAAGCGGAAAGAAUUGUAGAGGACUGCUCAAUCUUGUUGGCCGAGGACAACCCUCAAUUGGGCUUGAAAAUCAUGUCAAAGACAAAUGGUAUCAUAGACAAAGCUAUUGAACGUGCUGUGCAUUAUUGUCAUCGAACAUUGGACAAUUUGUAUUCGCUAAAUUCUAAAAGUCGGUUUGUUACAUUGCAUAAUUGUUUUCAAUUUCUUAAAGACAAAGACCGCUUUGGUGAGAUUAUCAACAAAUUUAGUGAGUCAAGAUCGAAAGAUUUGUUACAUGAGUUUUACAACCAAAUUCAAGGGCAGGAUGAAUCACAAGGGCCAUCCACAGAAAGACGUCCUAGUGCAAAAAGUGCAGCAUCCAGCAGUACUGAUAUUAGGCCCCUCUUUUUAUCGGCACAUGAUCCUGUUCGCUUUGUUGGUGACUUCCUUGCAUACAUUCACUCAAUUGCCGUGAAUGAAUCGGAGACAAUUACCAAUAUUUUUACCAUGGGCGACGAUGAUGAUCAUCAAUUUGAUAGUAUUAUUCAAAAUGUAACCGAUAUGAUUUUGAAAGCAUUGUCGAAACCCAUAAAGUCAAAGAUUGAACAAAUCAUCUCAACGGAAACCAAGUUGCUCACAAUUUUUCAAAUUUUCAACUUGGUUGAACUUUACUCAAUGAUGUUUGAUAAACAAUUGCAUCAAUCGGAAGAUCUUGUUUCCACAAUGAAGGUGUUGGUACGCGCAUGUCAAGAUCGCAUAUUCACCAUCGUUUCCAGCAAGAUUGCCACUAUUUCAUCGAGUACUCUGGCGAGAUUGGAGUUGAAUCUAGAUUUACAACCGCCAGAAUGGAUCAUUGAUUUUUAUGCGGAGAUUUUACCAAUGGUUGAUCAAGUGACUAGCGACACCAUACUUCAUUUAUCGAAAGAAGAAAACGAUAGGUUUUUGAACUUGAUCAUUAACCAACCAAUCAAAGUGUUUACUGACCAUGUGCACGAUAACAACAUUUUUACCAAGAGGGAUUCAUACAUUAUACGAUUUAAUUUUCUAGACUUGAUUCAGUCAAAAAUCAUGCCGAUAUCAUUGUUGUCAGAUAAAGUGUUGGAAAUCAAUGAUUUGAACAACGGAUUAGUCGCCAAGUUGACCGAAUUGGAACUUACUACACUACUUCAACAUUGCGGAUUGUAUGACUAUUACAAUAUCAUUAAUAUGAUUUGUCCGUUCUCGGAUGAUUUUUUUGAACCAUCAAUUUAUGAACCCAUUAAAGAAAAUAAAUUAUACAGUUUGGAAAAGUUGCAAAAAGUGGAUUCGAUGUUGCAAGAGUAUGUCCCCAAUGCAAUGAUAGAAAUACAGCAGCUGUUGCUUCGAUUGAAUUCACCAGUAACUGUAACCGAGGUGGUCAACAAUGUAUUUUUAGAGUUUGUCAAAUUUGUCGAGAAAUUGGACUCAAUCAACAAAGAGUACAUAGAAUACAACUUUACUUGGUCAGAUUUUGAAUUGGCAACAAUGUUGGGUAUUGAUGAGGUUUAUAUAACGUAUAAGCAAAACAUCUCAACUCAAUAG
Molecule: messenger RNA, 2331 nt
Organism: Lodderomyces parapsilosis
Lineage: Eukaryota; Fungi; Ascomycota; Pichiomycetes; Serinales; Debaryomycetaceae
Product: Golgi transport complex subunit
Exons: 1
Coding region: 1-2331 (776 amino acids)
Biological process (GO): intra-Golgi vesicle-mediated transport
Cellular component (GO): COG complex
Source: RefSeq, a predicted model, not a curated record